AAAAAAACCAAUCAAACAAAUUUAUUUAUUUAAUUAUUAAUGGUUAUAUUCGCGUUCGUUUGUUGACUUAUUUUAUUUCUUUAUUUUAAAAUUGCGCCACGACAUGGAUGAAUCUAAAAUUACAAUUUUGACUAACAGCGAAAACAUUGAAGAGUUAUCACAAAUAUUGAGUGAAUUUCUUACAUGUAAUGGAAAUGAUUUUUCUUUUCCGCAUCUAUGUGAGAACAAUAGACGUGUGAUACUGUGGACUGCAUUGUUUCAACAUCUUCAAAAACCAACAUCAGCAGCUGUCCACGCUAUAUGUUUGGCUACUAUUAGAGUGCUCAGCCGUGACAAAUCUGAUUUAGAAAAUUUACUAUGUGAGAAAUGGAUAACGGUUCUCAUUGAAAAGGCAGGUUUGUACAGCUUAGUGGGUUUGGAAAACGAGGCUAUGGUUCCUUUAGAGUUGCCUCCAAAAGAUGUAGCUGUGGAGGCUUUGAAGUGUUUGUGCAACUUGGCCUUCAACAGUGAAGUUGCGCGUGCACUUUGUGCACACACAAGCAUUGCUCAAGGUUUGGUGGCACGCCUAAGAGUCUAUAAAGACAUCCCAUUUAAAGAAGAAAUCAUGCUAUUUGAUAUGAAGUUGCUCUUUAUACUGACUGCUCUAAGACAUGACAUCAGAUCCAAAAUAAAAGACGAGUUGCAUGGUAUGGACUACUUGAUCAGUUGCUUGAAUGAACUUGUUUUGGAAGCUUCAGAGCAAAAUAAGGACUUUGAUGCUUCAGCAAGUGGUGGACCGGAAACUGAUUUCUGCUUGCUGCAAGAUCACCAGCAAGCCAUUGCUUGUGAGAUACUGAAGACACAGUUUAAUUUGAUAAUCCAGUGUGGCCCCGAGGAACCCCUUGACGAGACAGAGGAAGCCAUGUUCCUGAAGCUGAUGCCUGUUCUCACCACUCUGCUUAACACCCGCACUUCUAAUGAGGAAAAACUUGUUGAAUUGCAUAGUAACAUUGCUAAUUUAUUGACAAGUGUACCUUCAAUAUUUUAUCCAUAUCUAACACCAGAGAUGAAUAAGAAUGAAACUGCAGCAAAUGUCUAUGAUGAAAGGAACAUGGAUGCCCUACAAUCACUUGUGCAAUUUCUACAUUAUAAAUUAUCAAACACCACGAACACCAAAAACCAGUAUGAGAAUCUGUCUCCCAUACUAACAGUGUUAGUGAAGAGUGCUCGUGGGUCGCGUUCACAACGCAAGUACCUGAGGCAGGUGGUCCUCCCGCCUCUCCGCGACGUUUCCCGCCCGCCGGAGAUGGGGAGCACGCUUCGUAACCAGCUGUGCAGACUGUUGACCACGCCUGUCACGUCUGUCAGGGAUCUGGUUGCGGAGUUCUUGUUCGUCUUGUGCAAAGAGAAAGUGAGUCGCAUGGUAAAGUACACUGGUUUCGGCAACGCCGCCGGUCACCUAGCGCAGAAGGGCCUGCUGGGCGGCGCGCGCGGCGCCCCGUACUCGUCCAGCAGCGACGACUCCGACACCGAGGAGUACCUGCAGGCGCAGCCGCACAUCGACCCUGUGGUGGGCUGCACAAGGCCGCCAAGGGCCAACCCUUUCCAAGGCAUGACAGAAGAACAGAAAGAAUACGAGGCCAUGAAGCUGGUGAAUUUGUUCGACAAAAUGGUGUCAGAGGGCGUGGUGAAGCCGGCGCGAGUGGGUCCCGACGGGCGACCGCAGGCCGUCGAUCACGUCAUGGAAUUGCUUGAACACCAGCCGAAUAGAUCGCAGUCCUAGGUUGUGAUGUUAUUCUGAGUAAACAACUGCGCCUCUUUAAAAAAAAAAACAGAAUAAAAAAUUCGCACUGUCCAGUAAUGUUAAAACAACACUGGCGACGAGAAACUUAUGUUUGAAAUUCGAAAGAUCGAUUCUGAAAAGAAGAUAAAUUAUUCGGCCGUGUUAUAUGAUAAUAUAUUAGUGAGUAAAAGCCAAAUGUAGUAGACAAAAUUUGAAUUAAUUUUUAAUGUAGUUCAUCUUCUUAUUGUAGUUAUAUGAAUAGUGUGAACACUAGACUUUGAUGUAGGCAAUUUAAUUUUGGAUGUUUCAUAAAUUUUCUUCCAUCUUAGUCAUUCUUGUGGUAAUUUUUUAUUUCAAUUAUAAAAUCAGAUUUUAUUAUAAUUUUUGUAUUAACAUAAUUAUAAAGACAUUAUACUAAAAUGUUAAGAUAUUUAACACGUGUGCAUUUGUGUAAGGUAAAAAGUGUAGAUCAGAACAGAUAACUUAAUUUUAUAUUUUAUCAUGAGUAAAUGUAGUAGGUAAAUUUAUUUUAUCAAAACAUGUAUUAUUCGCUAAGUAUUUACCACAAGACACUGCAAUAAUUAAUUCACGACAAAAUAAACUUCAAACAUUUAUAAAAUAUUCAUUUAUUUUUAUGAAUCGUUUUUUAUAGCCCUUCAAAGAAUAAGCUUUUAUAUUAUUUUGUACAAUGCUAGUGAGAUUACGAGGUAAUGUAUAAUAUUAUUUAUUUAAUUAGAUUCUAUCGAUAUUAUCUAAUAGAUGUAUUUGACCUGUUUUCUCUAAACAAAGAGCCUUUUAGUAAAUGUUAAACUUUACUUAAAAUGUUUGGGCGCUAGUGUAGAAAAAGAUAUCAAAAUCCUAGUCAUAUGUCAGUACCUAAUUAAAAUCUAUAUUUAAUGUCUGUAGGCAUUUAGAUUCCGAAUUAAAAAUUAUUUUCUGUUUUGUCAAAUAAAAAAACUUGAGUGACAUUUUAUUAUAAAAUCAUAUAAAAAAUGGAAGUACUAUUGUUUAUAAUAAUCUAUAAAUGAUCGCUGCCAUAUUUAUUUUCAAUCUUUGAUCUAGUUAUUAAUUUUUGUAAGUACUUUAUUAUAUAUACUGGAUCCUUACAAUAAAUUAUUCUUAUGAAUA
Messenger RNA from Amyelois transitella, 2890 nucleotides. RefSeq names its product synembryn-A (gene ric8a). Gene Ontology annotation, biological process: G protein-coupled receptor signaling pathway. The record is from RefSeq and is a predicted model, not a curated record. Gene Ontology annotation, molecular function: guanyl-nucleotide exchange factor activity; G-protein alpha-subunit binding. The transcript is spliced from 8 exons. NCBI's taxonomy places the organism in Eukaryota, Metazoa, Arthropoda, Insecta, Lepidoptera, Pyralidae. Gene Ontology annotation, cellular component: cytoplasm. Bases 104 to 1762 code for a protein of 552 amino acids.